AGAAGAAGACCCGGAAAAACAUUCCUUUAGUUUUCUCCUGACACGUAUCUAGCAACGAAGUUGGCGGAGUCCAGUGUUGAAUUGUUCAUCGUUGCAGGUAACGGCGGCGGUCAAAAAUGUCAGGGUUUGACAACUUCAACACCGAUUUCUACCAGUCCAGCUACAGUGUAGAUGACCAAGGCCAACCUGCUGGAUAUGGCUACAGUAACACAGAAGACCCCUACAAACAGGGUCAGUAUGACUACUCCCAACCGAUGGGAUACUCAGCCCCAGGGAUGAUGCAACCCCAGCAGCCCUACACAGGCCAGAUCUACCAGCCCACACCAGCCUUCACACCUUCCCCCACACAGUCCAUGUACGGCAGCAGCUUUGAUGACGAGCCCCCGCUGCUGGAGGAAUUGGGCAUUAACUUUGACCACAUCUGGCAAAAGACCCUGACAGUGCUCCACCCCAUGAAGGCAGCAGAUGGUAACAUUAUGAACGAGACUGACCUGGCUGGGCCCAUGGUGUUCUGUCUGGCCUUCGGAGCCACCUUACUUCUGACAGGAAAGAUCCAGUUUGGCUAUGUGUAUGGCAUCAGUGUCAUCGGCUGCCUGGGGAUGUACUGUCUCCUCAACCUAAUGAGCAUGACAGGUGUGUCGUUUGGCUGUGUCGCCAGUGUACUGGGCUACUGCCUGCUACCCAUGAUCCUCCUUGCCAGCUUCGGAAUCAUCUUCUCUUUACAAGGCAUGUUUGGAAUAAUCAUCGCAGCCACGAUAAUUGGCUGGUGCAGUUUCUCCGCUUCCAAGAUCUUCAUCUCGGCCCUGGCCAUGGACGGACAGCAACUUCUGGUGGCGUACCCCUGUGCCCUCCUCUACGGGGUGUUUGCCCUCAUCUCUGUCUUCUGAACUGUCUCCUUCGUCUGUCUGUCAUCUACACCAUGCAGGAAAACGGCCCAGCAAACCCAACUAACUUGAGGACCAGUAAGAAGAGCUGCUGUGCUGCACCCCCCCCCCCCAUCACAGUGCAGUGGUGUGGCCAGAAACCCUGUCAGUUCCAUUCCUCUUUUACACCCGCCGACAGGGGUCAGUGGUAGAGUAUCAAUUCCAAACCCUUUCGAUUCAGGACUAAAGACCCAUCCACGGACCACUGCAAUCGUAUAUUUAAUGUAAAACUUGUUCUUUAUUCUGUUUUGUGUUUUUGUUUCUAAGAUUUAUUUGAGCUUUGAGGCCUUCAGAAAAUGUUUUGCACAGGUAUUUUCAUUUUUAUUCAACUGAAGCAGGUGACUUGAAAUUGAGUUGUUAGAAUAAGACCUUGUUGCAUAGUUAAUCUAUCUCUUAUAUCAACAGCCCUCUCACUCAUACAUACACAUCUGGCUACUCAGAGGUCUCCUUACAACUCUGAAAAGACGUGUUUUAUAAACCUGCAAUCAUUUUCACUCCAUUUUCUGUCCCGUUAGCGCUUUCUUAGAACAAUUUAAAUUGCUGAAACAUGAGGCGCCGCUUGACCAAAGCUCUGCCUUGUGGCAUUCUCCAUUGUAUUUUCCAGCCCUCUCCCAGGGCUGUGUUGGUUAUGCAGCUUGUGAUUAUAAACGUUAAGCAGUCAAAGUGCCUGCGCGAUGACACGGCUGUGUAAACACUGCACACACUCAAGUUAUGUCCAAAAAAAAAAAAAAAAAGAUGAAUAGAUAUUUGUGAGGUUUUAAUUUUAUUAUAAGAUAUUUUGUUGUUCAAGAUCACAUUAACCACACUGCAGGGCUCUAGCCUACUGUGCUGUCAAAUCAAAUUUAUUUACAAAGCCCUUCGUACAUCAGCUGAUGUCACAAAGUGCUGUACAGAAACCCAGCCUAAAACCCCAAACAGCAAGCAAUGCAGGUGUAGAAGCACAGUGGCUAGGAAAAACUCCCUAGAAAGGCCAACAACUGUUAAGACUUUGUUGUGUAUUCACAUUUUUUUCACGAACAGAAUAGGCGUCGCAAGGCGGUCAGCUGUGUUUAAUGGUAUUGUACUACAGGCCGGUCAAACCACACAAGAAGUAUCUCACAGAUCCUAGGAGAUUUUCAGUAUCUUAACCAUUAUUCUCAUGAAGUUUGUAUUCGAUCGGUUUUCUAUUUUUCACCUGAAGACUAUGAUGCAUUGUCGAGCUUGUUAUUUGGCUGCAGGUUGAUAUGGCACACUAGAGUGCAUUGAUUAACUGUUGUCAUAGUUUUAGUCUUUUACUGUUCACUUUGACUACAAUGUGGGUGUGAAUUUUGGUUUCGCACAAAGGUGUCACCUGAAAGGCACGGUUUUAUGGUCAUCAGUGGUUUUUCUCAGUUUUCCUAUAACUUUGUUUUUGUGCUAAACCUGAGCUCCUGAAGGGAUGCCAUUUUAUAUAGUCCAAUGAAUAAUGCAAAAAUUAAUCGAGUGCUUUUCUAUUUCAACAAACUGUACACAAGGGGAUACUUUGCAAUUCAAGCAACCAAGAGCCAUUUAUAGUGCUACUCUUUUAUGGCCAAGUAUUUAUAUACUGUGUCAUUUGUUUUGUACUUCUAAAAAGUCCCAAUGUUGUUCUUUUGACAUGUUGAAAAUCUUGAUGAAUUGGCAAAGCGUCGUGCUUGUGUGGUUUUAUUGGCCACUACCUAAAUAAAAUAUAGGUCGAUGCA
Salvelinus fontinalis (brook trout) is the source of this 2623-nucleotide messenger RNA. RefSeq names its product protein YIPF5. NCBI's taxonomy places the organism in Eukaryota, Metazoa, Chordata, Actinopteri, Salmoniformes, Salmonidae. The transcript is spliced from 6 exons. Gene Ontology annotation, biological process: regulation of ER to Golgi vesicle-mediated transport; endoplasmic reticulum to Golgi vesicle-mediated transport; vesicle fusion with Golgi apparatus. Bases 117 to 887 code for a protein of 256 amino acids. The record is from RefSeq and is a predicted model, not a curated record. Gene Ontology annotation, cellular component: trans-Golgi network; membrane.